Molecule: messenger RNA, 1070 nt
Organism: Dictyostelium purpureum
Lineage: Eukaryota; Evosea; Eumycetozoa; Dictyosteliales; Dictyosteliaceae
Exons: 4
Coding region: 1-945 (314 amino acids)
Biological process (GO): protein phosphorylation
Molecular function (GO): protein kinase activity; ATP binding
Source: RefSeq, a predicted model, not a curated record
AUGCCAAUUGGUGAUUACGAAUUACAUAAAGAAAUUGGAAAGGGUGCAUUUUCAGUAGUUUUCUUAGUUACAGAAAAAAAAACUAAAAAACAAUGGGCAAUGAAAAUAAUAGAUAAAAAGUCCUCUUCAAAAGGAGCAUUAGAAACCGAAAUCGAAAUUAUGAAAAAAGUUGAACAUCCAAAUAUUGUUAAAAUGCAUGAAUAUUUCGAAUCAACAGAUAAAAUAUAUUUAGUUGUCGAAUUAGUUACAGGUGGACCAUUGUUUGAUAGAAUUGUCGAUAAAAAAUCAUUUAGCGAAAAAGAAGCAAAGUUAGUUACCAAACAAUUAUUAGAAUCAUUAAAAUAUUUACACUCAAUUGGUAUUGUUCACAGAGAUUUAAAACCAGAGAACCUUUUAUUAAAAACACCAACAGAUUUAAAUAUUGCUCUUUCAGAUUUUGGUCUUUCUAAAAUUUUAUCAGACGAAGUUUUUAUGAAAACUACUUGUGGCACACCAAGUUAUGUUGCACCCGAAGUUUUAAAUAAUAUCACAAAUACUCCUUCUGCAUAUAGUGAAGCAGUCGAUAUGUGGGGUGUUGGUGUUAUAACUUAUAUUUUAUUAUGUGGUUUCCCACCAUUUUAUAGUGAAGAUAUUAGAAAACUUUUUGAAUCAAUUUUAUCAGCAAAUUAUGAUUUCCCAGCAGAAUAUUGGGGAAGUAUUAGUAAAGAAGCAAAACAUUUUAUUAACUGUCUUUUAACUGUUGAACCAUCAAAGAGAUAUAGUGCAGCUCAAGCUCUCGAACAUCCAUGGAUUGUCGAUGGUAACCAAUCUGAACCAUUACCACAUUGGAAUGACCAAAUUAAAAAAUACAUGGUUAUUAGAAGAAAAGAAAGUCAAAAAUUUGGUGCUGAACUAAUUUGGAAACCAAUUCAAGCUGUCAAAAAACCAGGUGAAAAACAAAAUUAAAUUUAUAAAUAACACCUCCAAAAAAAAAAAAAAAAAAAAAAAAAAAAAUCAAAUAAUAGUAAUAUUAUAAUUUAUGUAAAUAAAAUAAAUAUUUUCAUUAAAAGCUAUGGUUUUUAAAAAUCUGU